This is a messenger RNA of Hippoglossus stenolepis (Pacific halibut), 4341 nucleotides long. It is a transcript of the gene clcf1, whose product is annotated as cardiotrophin-like cytokine factor 1. NCBI's taxonomy places the organism in Eukaryota, Metazoa, Chordata, Actinopteri, Pleuronectiformes, Pleuronectidae. The record is from RefSeq and is a predicted model, not a curated record. The coding region runs from base 309 to 1829 and encodes 506 amino acids. The transcript is spliced from 3 exons.
AGACCACACACACCAGGACAGAGGAGCGUCAAUAUUUCACCUCCAUCUCCCCUUUCUGAGUACUUUAUCUUUAUUAUCAAUUUAACUUCCAUCCACAGGAUUUAAUCAUCACCUGAUUUUUUUUUGUUGUGAGAGGGGAAUGGAGCAGAUUGCGUUGAGCCGAUGAAAAGUUUUUUUGACUAAUCUACACGAGGGAAGAAGAACAUCCUCAUCAUCCUCAUCAUCAUCAUCAUCAUCGGCUUAUUUCAGCUCGUGCAGUGGAUGAAGCUCAGAGAGCGCACACAACGGAAUAAAGGGAUUUGGAGAAAAUGACAAGUUUGUGCGGAGUCCAUCAACACCAGCUCAUCCUGUUAUUGGCUGCUGCCAUGGUGAUGGCCAUUGAUUCGUCACACAACCUGGCCAGUGAGAGGAGUUCGAUAGAAAGCACGUAUGAACUCACCAAGUACCUGGAGUAUCAGCUCAAGGAAAUCAAAGACGUAUAUCUCACCUACCUAGGCCCUCCAUUCAACGAGAAAGACUUCUCCCCCCCGCGGCCCAACAGCACGGCUCUGUCCCUGCCCAUUGCCGCCACCCGCCUGGAGCUGUGGCAUGGCCUGGAGAACCAAGCCCGACUUGCCCAGAACCAGAAGGCCUACUCUGUGCUGCUGGCGGCUGUCAGGGAGCUAGCCCGCUCCACCCUCUGCCCCUCCCUCAAGACCUCCCUGCUGCACUUUUGCACGGGCCUGGACGGACUGCUGGGCUCUAUAUCUGCGCUGAUGACCACGCUCGGGUACACGCUUCCUCCUCCAUCUGCAAACAUGAGAAGUAGCGCUGGCGAGCUGCAAUACCCUCAGAGUGGGAUAGGAGGCGACCGGCCAGCUCCACUGAUGAGCCAGAGCCUGUAUAGGUCCAGAGCCGGGACUAGGACGGAAGCGGGUCACCGUAACAACCAGAAACGAAGUGGGAUGAGGGUGGUCAGAGGAGAUCGCGAGGAUGGCGUCAACGUGGACCUGAUAGAAAAGAAAAGAGCAAAAGAGGGGGGGAGAGCUGAGACGACUUCAGCUGGAGGAAGGAGUGGCGGAUCGAGGGAAAAGGGAAGAGGAGAAAGAGGGAGGAGAGGAAAGAGGGAGGAGCCUGAGAGCAGGAUAUGGACCGCCAGCGAAGACGAGAGAGCAGGGGAGGAGGGAGAGGAGGAGCUCGAGCGAGAGGUAGGGGUGGAGAGAUGGGGGAGGAGGUUGUUGAGCAUCAGCGAGGAUGGCGAGGAGGAGGGGAGGCAGUCGGAACCUGGGGUCGAAUUGUCGUACCUGGACACGCAAAGAUCCGUCUCCCUUCUGCAACCAACCAUCGUUGACAACAACAACAAUCAGUACAGCUACAACCUGAACUCACGUCACACAGACACCAUCAGAAAGGAAGAUGGAUUUUUUGUGGUGAAUAGCAGAGGGUUAAUGCUGGAGGAGGGGCAGCAAACAAAUAUGGAGGCGGCCUCCUCUUCCUCAGCUUUCUAUCACCAGCGUCGGCCUCCUCGCUCCCUCUUCCCCCCCACACUCCAACCUCCCCUCUCCACCCUCUCCCUCCUCUACCAGUUCGGAGCAGGUGAGAGGCACACCCUCCUCCCCCAGCCCGUCCCCCUGUCUUUACAAAGGGGCACAUCCCUCCUUUCGCACCCUCUGACCCCGCUGCUCUCCUCCUCCUCGUCCUCCUCUUCCUCCUCACUCCUGUCUGUGCGGCCGACGAUGAACGACUUCGCGAGGAAGGUGGAGGGGUUUUGGAUAUUGCGGGAGCUGCAGAGUUGGCUGUGGCGAUCGGCGAAGGACUUCAACCGCCUCAAGAAAAGACUAAGAGGUUGAGACACUUCAACGGGACGGGACACUGAGACAAAACACACACACACACACAAACACACGAAUGUGCAGUAUAAUGGAAAUCUUACCCAUAACGAAUUGCACAAAAUCCGGGUGGAAACAAACUGAGAGCUUUGACCGACAAACGCACAUAAACACACUCAUGCUUUAACGCAUUCAUUCAUACUGUACUGGAAUAAAUGAAUGAAGCACGAAUUGGCAGGUCACCAGAGGCGCUAAUGGAAUAUAACACACACAAAACCCAACACAUUACCAGCACUGUCACCCUCCUAAUGCACAUAGCAGCUCAUUGAGCGAGACACGCUGAGACUGGGCUGAGUUACCGGACUUCACGGCUCAUAGAUCAACAGAAAUACCACUGUAGGUGGUUAGACACAUGCACGCACGAGGGUAGACGUAGCGUCAGGCAGCGAGAGGGACAGUGCAGCCAUUGAGCGAAAACUGAUUCAGCGACCUCCAGAAGUGUGAAUCAGCAAACUUCAUUUUCUCGAAAGGCAGAAGGGAAAUUAUUCUGAAUGGGUAAAAGACAAAAGGAGAGCAGAGGGGAGGAAAUGACCAGAGGGAUGAAGAGGAGGAGAGGAAGACGCAGAAAGGGACAGGAAGACGGGAGGAGGCGUGAGUCAGGGGGUUCAGCACUGGGUAUAAUGGGCAGAGGGGUACUGCUGAGUAAUCACAAGAUGGCCGGUCAGUUACAGUAACUCUAUAAAAGCGCUACACAUACUGUCCAGACACAGAGGUGGUCAUACACAGACUCACCCUCACUGUGGUAUUUGGUGCCUUAACAAACAAUUCACUUCUUUGCUGCUUUUGAUUCAGUGCUCAUAACUUUUACCACUUUAUAAGGAUUUUAUCCCAGAGCUAGAAACAUUAUAAACAUAUUUUAUCAUGGAAUUAUUGUCCUGCAAAAACCUCAGUAAAGGUCUUCUGUAAGAAACAGUUCACACAUUUUGGGAAUUUUUUUUGGGCUUUCUUGAUUUGAUAUGCGGCGGUUAUCAACAGCCCUUGCUUUGUUCAAAUCUGUCAGUACAAUACCACUUAACAUAUUGUCUCUUGUUUGUUAGAUCAACUACAAAAGUGUGAAAGUGUCAGGUUGCCGUUCUAGAGUCUCGUUCUCACCUCAAGACUGACAGACAACCUGCCAAUCUGCAUUUCCAGCACUGAGGCCUUGUCUACGCUACUGUGGAUUUUUUGUUGAGUGGAUAUUUUCCCCCUACGUUUUUAAAAUAUCUCAGUCCACCUUUAAUUUACAAAAUAUCUCCAGACGAGAACACAAAAACAAUAACAAAUGCUCAAACAAGCUGAUAUGACAUUGUUGUUAUACUAUUGUCUCUAACACUCAUUGCACAAUGUAACACUGGGCAUAUGACUGUACCGUCAUCGUAUCGCUCUGUUUACACACACGUACGGAUUCAUACAAACCAGGCCUUUGGAAAUCUGCAAUUUGGAAGGUGUUUGUAAAACUCUCUUAAUUACUGACUUACAACACCGCCAUAAUUACGUCAUAUAAACAUUUCAUUUUGAAACCCUGUGGUAGUUCAAACUCCCUCUGAAAGCACAUUUUCACAUGUGAGCAAAGUAAACAAACAAGAUUGUUAGUUAGAGAACUUUGAAGGUUCCCAGCAGGUCCUGCUGUUGAGCUUCUUCUAUACUUCUGUGUUCUGAUGCCACAGAGUGCAGAAGCUUUGUUCAUUGGCUCCGCAGCUGCACUGUAGCUGAUAUGCACUUCCUCAAAAAUGUGACUGCACAUCAAGGCUACAGCAGCGAGACACCACAUGGUGACCACAAGAGCCGUGACUGGUCAAAACGGCCUGCUUGUGUUUUUGUCUCAAAGUUUCCAUAAGAUCAUCUGUUGAAGCCUUUUCCACUGCAGCACUUCUGCUAACCAUAACAAUGGCACUCAAUGAAAAUACUGCAAUAGUACCAUUCCUGUAGAAUACGAUUAAAGCACCACAUGACCUGGUCCUUAAUAAUACAUGUUGACGUGGUGCUAUCCAUGGGCGAAAUCUGACGCCGAACCAUAAAUCUAAAGCUACACUGUAGGUAUCUAGGACGGCACCUCCCUUCCGUUGAUCGUAAAUCUGACUUCAGUCUUUGUGCUAAGCUAAGCUCACCAUCACCUGGUUUGAGCUUUAUGUCUUAACAGGGAGACAUGAGAGUGGUAUCAGGCUGCUCGUAUAACAUUCGGAAAGAAUGCUCCCAAAAUGUCAAACUGUUCCUCUUCGUCACUUCGCACUCCUCAGCACAAAAAUUUGUUGGAUUUUUCGUCCCUCUUAAAACCAGAAAUCGAUCUCAUUCCUUUAUUUACAGAUGUUUUUUGUUUGUUUUUUCAGAAUAAAUGUAAUGCUAUGUCUUUGCAAUGUGCCUUAGAUGACGUGGCGUAAGGUUAUGGAUCAUAUCUCUAUAAUAUUUAUUGAACAAGAUGUUUAUUUAUUUUUUCUCCAGUGUGAAAAUACUGUAUUGUUACUCAAGAGAGAAUAAAUAGUAGCUUUUGUACAGA